Messenger RNA from Lathyrus oleraceus (garden pea), 621 nucleotides. RefSeq lists its product as uncharacterized. The record is from RefSeq and is a predicted model, not a curated record. Gene Ontology annotation, molecular function: nucleic acid binding; RNA-DNA hybrid ribonuclease activity. The coding region runs from base 1 to 621 and encodes 206 amino acids. Lineage: Eukaryota; Viridiplantae; Streptophyta; Magnoliopsida; Fabales; Fabaceae. The transcript has a single exon.
AUGAUUCUAAAAGAAUAUGAUAUUCAGUAUACGACUCAAAAAGCCAUCAAGAAUAGUAUAGUUGUUGAUUACUUGGCUCAUCAACCUAUAGAGGAUUAUCAGCCGACGAAGUUUGAAUUUCUUGAUGAAGAUGUGUUAUUUCUCAAAGAUUAUUACAAUAGACAAUAUCCAGAUGAAGGCCCAGAACCAGGAUCGCGAUGGACGCUUGAGUUCGACGGUGCUUCAAAUGCUUUGGGAAAUGGUGUUGGAGUUCUCAUUACUUCUCCCACAAGUUUUCAUAUUCCCUUCACCGCCAUAAUCUGUUUUGAUUACACAAAUAACAUGGCUAAAUAUGAAGCUUGCAUCUACGAGAUUGAAGCAACUAUUGACUUGAGAAUCAAGUAUAUGAACAUAUACGGGGACUCGGUUCUGAUUAUCAGCCAAAUCAAUGGAAAGUGUGAAACAAGACCCCCAAAUUUGAUUCCGUACCGGGAGCAUGUAUUGAAGUUGAUUCUAUAUUUUGAGGAGAUCACAUUUGACCAUAUCAUGAGGGAAGAGAACCACUUAGCAGAUGCAUUGGCUACUAUGGCAUCCAUGUUUAAGGUUAAAUGGGUGAAUGAGGCCCCCUCAUCAACAUUAUGA